CUUGAGACGUGGAAUACUGGAUGCAUUUUCAUCAUCUUGGGCAGUUGGAGUUUGAAGGCUACAGAGACUGAUCCGUUGGAUGGGCCAACAUAUCGGUUUAAUAUCAAAUAAAAUAUUUAUUGACAUUCUUCUUGACUUGAUUACUUUGAACCUUGGAACAAACAGCCUUCCUGAUGUAUGGAUGCGCCUCACAGUUUCAGAUUUACAAAAUCUGGCAACUACAUUAAUGGUGAACUCAGAACUUAUUGAUUGGCGCAGAUUCUUAUUAACAGCAGCUCAACCAUGGCCAGUUCCCUCUGUGAUACAGCUCCUUAAUACCCUGCACAGCUUUAAGGCUGUUGAUGAAGCUGGAUCAGGCUUUGUUACACAGGAAUACUAUAAUCAGGUUGGUUUAUGGUUUAAAGGCAGUGAAGAUUUUAAAAUGCCAGAAAAUCCUACAGAGCCUUUGCCUUUUAAUAGACAGGAGCAUCUUAUAAUGUUUUUCUUUAUUUUAUUUGCGGAUGCCAGAAAAGAUCCCUCACAACUUGACUACACUAAGAUGCUGCUUUAUUUUGCUUCACAUCCUGAUGCUGUUGAGGGAGUGUACCGAGCGCUUAGUGUUGCUACGGGAACAUACAUCCGAAGAAGAAAAGAAGUUUCUCCUCCACAUGUGUCUCUUUCCCACACUGAUAUGCUGAUAAAGAAGGAACCUUUGGUGGAAGAAGAAGAAAUCUUAUAUUGCACAGAUGAGGGAAGAAUUUCUAUGGCAACUCUACAAAGAGUUUUCCAUCAUGAAGGAAGUAAAGCUGGUGACAACCAUAGAUUCAGUAGUCAGCAGAAGGCAGGCAGUAAUAAUAAGCAUUUCAGAAAAAUAUACGAGGAACUGGGGUCUGAGGAUCUGAAACCCAUUCCGGUUACCAUUCUUUUGAAGCAUCCUUUCAUUCAGGACUUGAUUAACAACUACCAGGGAUACAAACUUCCUAGCGGAUACAGGAGCCGCCUCACGGAACAAUGUGAUGCCAUGCAAGCAGCCCUGCUGGAAGACAUUGAGUGGAGCAAUUCACAUUUACUGGUGACAGUCAUGCAUCACCUUGACAUGGUUGAGCACCAUUUCUGCAUCCAGGAAACAAGCACUGACUGGUGGGACAGCAUCAUUAUGCAGCUAUGGGAUGAUGAGCAGUGGCUACAGAAC
Molecule: messenger RNA, 1171 nt
Organism: Gopherus evgoodei (Goodes thornscrub tortoise)
Lineage: Eukaryota; Metazoa; Chordata; Testudines; Testudinidae
Product: sperm flagellar protein 2-like
Exons: 8
Biological process (GO): sperm axoneme assembly
Cellular component (GO): manchette; sperm midpiece
Source: RefSeq, a predicted model, not a curated record